GGACGCAUACAAGAAUUUUCCUACAAAAUAUCCUAUCGCUCCGGUGCUCAGAAACUUAAAAAGCCAACGCUCGCAAGGCCUAUAUAACAAUUGGGCGUUUUGCUUCCCUGCUCUUCGACGAUCUCUCUGCUUGUUUUUCUGGGUCUAAUACUUUCUUGUAAAAUAAUUUGAUAGAUAUUAAAUAUACUACGUAGGAGAUGGGUACUACGGAGCCCAACUUGGAAAAGUUUUUUGAGGAGAAGAAGCGCGUCAGGAACCCUCUUGUUCCUAUUGGUGCCCUUCUGACAGCCGGGGUGCUCACGGCUGGCUUGAUCAGUUUCAAACAAGGGAAUUCUCAUUUGGGUCAGAUGCUAAUGAGAGCUCGUGUGGUUGCCCAAGGUGCUACGGUAGCACUAAUGGUUGGUACUGCUUACUACUAUGGGGAUAAUCCCUGGCGAUCAACAUAAAUUAUGUACACACUGCUUUGGAUCUUUUCUUAUAACAUGUUAUGUUAUUGAUUUUAUCGACUGGAGGACGAUUGUCCUUUUCAGCUCAUGCACCUUUGCAAUUUUGCUUAUACAAUCAUACAUAUAUGCCAAUCAUUACGGCUAUUCUGAAUAAAUUAAGUUUCCUAACGAUCAA
Molecule: messenger RNA, 621 nt
Organism: Carya illinoinensis
Lineage: Eukaryota; Viridiplantae; Streptophyta; Magnoliopsida; Fagales; Juglandaceae
Product: RING-H2 finger protein ATL48-like
Exons: 2
Coding region: 198-446 (82 amino acids)
Source: RefSeq, a predicted model, not a curated record